Messenger RNA from Penicillium taxi, 1479 nucleotides. Its product is annotated as translation initiation factor 4B. Lineage: Eukaryota; Fungi; Ascomycota; Eurotiomycetes; Eurotiales; Aspergillaceae. Gene Ontology annotation, molecular function: RNA binding. The transcript is spliced from 7 exons. The record is from RefSeq and is a predicted model, not a curated record. Bases 1 to 1479 code for a protein of 492 amino acids.
AUGGCGCCUGGAAAAGCUAAGGCCCAAAAGAUGUCCGUUGGGGACUUCUUGGCCGACGAAAGCCUUGGUUCUUGGGCUGACGAGAUGGACGAUAUGCCCCUCCCAUCCGGCGGCUCUACGUUCACCUCCACCUUUGAUCGCCGCCCUGCUGGUGGUAUGAGCAGCUACGGCGGCGGUGGCAGCACCUUCGAGCGUGAAACCCGCGGCGGAUAUGCCGUGCGCGAGCCCCUUGACCUUCCCACCGAGCCUCCUUAUACCGCUCACAUUGGAAACCUGUCCUUCGAUGCGACUGCCGAUGAUAUCUCUGAACUCUUCUCCGACUGUGGUGUGACCAACGUCCGUAUUGUGGAGGACAAGAUGACCAAGGCUCCUAAAGGUUUCGGUUACGUCGAGUUCGAGUCCAUCUCAGGCCUUCAGAAGGCUCUCGACCUCUCCGGCACUAGUCUCCAGGGCCGUACCAUUCGCACCAGUGUUGCCGAGCCUCCCAAGGAUGCCCGCCCCGAGGGUCGUGAUUUAGAUUGGAGCCGCCGUGGUCCCCUUGCUCCCCUCCCCGAACGUCGCAUUCCCGAACGCUCCAACUUCGGACGCAACAUGGAUGCCGGUUCGGAUGCUGGAAGCGAGCGCGGUGGUCGCCGCAACAACUUCGAGUCGGAUGGCAAGCCCCGCGACUUCGGCAACUGGGAGCGCAAGGGUCCUCUUUCACCCUCCAGCGGCCCAGUGCGUGAGGGUGGUCGUCCCGCACACAACGACGGUCCUGGCUCCGGCUUCCGUAGAAGUUCCCCUGGCUGGGGUGAGGGACGCUCGCAAGAUGGUUCUCGUCCCCCAAACAACCGUGCUGAGCGGCCCGAGCGCGCUGAGCGCACUCCCACUGCUGCCGAUAUGGACAACCAGUGGCGCGCCAGAAUGCGCCCUGACCAGGCCCCCAAGGAGGCCAGCAACCCUCCUUCUCCCGGCGCCCCUGGCGCUGCCCCCAGUGCCCCUGUUAGCCGACCUAAGUUGAAUCUGGCGAAGCGCACUGUUUCCGAUGCUGCAACCAACGCUGCCGCAGCUGGCGACUCCAAGGCCAGUCCCUUCGGUGCUGCCCGACCUAUCGAUACCGCCGCCCGUGACCGUGCAGUGGAGGAGAAGCGCGAGCUCGCUCUGCGCCAAAAGAAGGAGACUGACGAGAAGGCCAAGACUGAGAAGCAAAAGCAGAGCAAGGACAUCCGUGUGGCUGGCACUGAUUCCAACAAGGAUUCAAUUGAGCCUCCCCGUGGUGGUGGCAACUUUGAGAUCCUCCAGCGGGUCGGUGGAGACGAGAGUGGCGUGACCUCUGAAAAGGAGCCCGAGGUUGCUGCUGCACCGGCUGUCGAGGCUUCCAAGGAGACCACCAAUGGUAACUGGAGAGCCGCUGAGACUGCCCCAGAGACCGUUGAUGAGGACGGUUGGAGCACUGUUGGCGUCAAGCCUCGCAACAACCGCCGGGGUGGACGUGCUUAA